This is a messenger RNA of Saccoglossus kowalevskii, 2198 nucleotides long. RefSeq names its product tyrosine-protein kinase Src42A-like. Gene Ontology annotation, biological process: protein phosphorylation. Lineage: Eukaryota; Metazoa; Hemichordata; Enteropneusta; Harrimaniidae. The record is from RefSeq and is a predicted model, not a curated record. Gene Ontology annotation, molecular function: ATP binding; protein tyrosine kinase activity; protein binding.
ACUAGUGUUGCUUUUAGCGGUAAAUUACUCUCUCGUCGGUGUUCCUCAAUUUAGCUUUAAAUCUGAAAUAAGCUUACUUUAAUUUCACAAAGGAAAAUCUCCAGUACUGUCAGUUAAGUUCGAUUGUAGGAUUAUAUUUUUGGAAAGCAUUUAAAAUUGUUUACUGUGUGAAGAGGUAGGAGCUCGGUAAUCUGAAGAAAAAUAUUGAGGUGCCCAGUACUUCCUGAUGGUUGAUCGAAGAUAUCGUGUUCGCUGAACGGUUGAGAGUUAUUUCAACGAAAUUUGUUUAUGUGUGUAUAAACGCCGAUGUUUUCCUGACUUGGACCAACUUCGUUAAAAUGGGGGGCUGUUUUGGACGGGAGGACGCGCCGACAGCGGGCACAGCAGUGCAUGAUUCGGAUCAUAGAAAUGGCGAGGUGCCGACGGUUCAGUCUCAACUGCCCGCACCGCCACCUCAGCAGAUUAUGCCCCCUGUUUCACCGUUAAAAUUGUUUGUAGCGUUAUUUGACUAUGAAGCUCGUACUUCCGAAGACUUGAGUUUUGCAAAAGGGGAUCACUUGGAAAUUUUGAACGAUAGCAUCGGCGAUUGGUGGCAUGCUCGGUCUGUCAUAGGUCGCAAGGAAGGCUACAUCCCAUCCAACUAUGUGGCGAAGUUACAAUCUUUAGAGUCAGAACCAUGGUAUUUUGGAAAGAUAACCAGGGUUGAAGCUGAGAAAAAAUUACUACUGCCCCAGAAUGAUCAUGGUUCGUUUCUUAUACGAGAUAGUGAGAGCCGACGAGGAGAGUACUCCCUGUCAGUACGAGAUGGCGAUACUGUUAAACACUAUAGGAUACGUCAGCUAGAUGAAGGUGGUUAUUUUAUCGCUCGUCGGUGUACGUUUUCAACGCUUAGUGAAAUGGUACAGCACUACAGUCGAGUACCAGAUGGGCUAUGUGUCAAUUUGAGGAAGCCAUGUGUUAUGAUGGAGAAGCCUCAGACGGCGGGCAUGUCUUAUAAUACAGUAGAUCAAUGGGAAAUACCUAGAGAAUCGCUGGCGACAAUACGUAAACUAGGUUCUGGUCAGUUUGGUGAUGUCUUUGAAGGACUUUGGAAUACUACUACACCUGUUGCUGUUAAACAACUGAGAAAAGGAACCAUGGACCCAAGUGAUUUUCUGCGAGAAGCUGAGAUUAUGAAGAAACUGAGGCAUCCCAAAUUAGUGCAGCUCUAUGCAGUAUGUACUCUGCAGGAACCAAUCUAUAUUGUAACGGAACUUAUGAACAAUGGUAGUUUGUUAGAUUACUUGCAAGGUGGUGGUAGAAAAUUGAAAUUACCACAACUUAUAGAUAUGUCAGCUCAGAUUGCAUCUGGUAUGGCCUAUUUAGAAUCGCAGAAUUACAUCCAUAGGGACUGUGUCAUUUUCAAUGACUUGUUUAAACCAGUUAAUAACCUUAGUAUUUCAUUUCAGGAGGAUGAAUAUGAAGCUCGUGUUGGUGCCAAGUUUCCCAUCAAAUGGACUGCACCAGAAGCUGCCAACUAUAAUAGGUUUACUAUUAAAUCUGAUGUCUGGUCAUUUGCUAUCCUACUUACUGAAAUAAUUACAUAUGGUAGAGUUCCUUAUCCAGGUAUGACCAAUGCUGAAGUUUUACAUCAAGUAGACCACGGAUACCGCAUGCCAUGUCCGCCGGGUUGUCCAGAGGCUCUGUAUCAGAUCAUGUUGGAAUGUUGGAAAAAAGAAGAAAUGGAAAGACCAACGUUUGAAACACUUCAGUGGAAACUGGAAGAUUUCUUUACUUUAGAACGCCAGGACUAUCAUGAUGCAGGGGUUGUCAGCUAAUCCCCCUGUACGAUAAUUGUGUGGUCGACUUGUAUAUUACACAAGCUGGGAUUCGGCAAUACCAUUUGAGUUUGUGGGGUUGUUGAUUACCCCCUCCAGACUUUCAAUUCAACACAUAGCAUCGUUUGUACGCCAAAAUAACAUACUCAAUAACAUACUUUGCAUAAUACUUUGUAUAUUUUUUAUUUUGUGAUGUCACUGUGAAAGUAGCAGAGUUUUGCCUCUAGGUGGCGCUAUUGCAAUUCAAAACUUUCCAUGGAGAAAUCAGAGAAAGUUGUAAUCGAAGUCAGUCUCCUAAACUGAUUUCUGUAGAAUGCUCAAUUUUUUCUUGCAUUUUUUGCGCAGUAGAAGGUAAAGUAAAACCACCUUUCAUUAAAUCAA